This is a messenger RNA of Talpa occidentalis (Iberian mole), 564 nucleotides long. Its product is annotated as olfactory receptor 7A10-like. Bases 1 to 564 code for a protein of 187 amino acids. Gene Ontology annotation, cellular component: membrane. NCBI's taxonomy places the organism in Eukaryota, Metazoa, Chordata, Mammalia, Eulipotyphla, Talpidae. Gene Ontology annotation, biological process: G protein-coupled receptor signaling pathway. Gene Ontology annotation, molecular function: olfactory receptor activity; G protein-coupled receptor activity. The record is from RefSeq and is a predicted model, not a curated record. The transcript has 2 exons.
AUGUACUUGCUCACUAUCUUUGGGAAUGUGCUCAUCAUCCUGGCUGUCAGCUCAGACUCCCGCCUCCACACACCCAUGUACUUCUUCCUCUGCAAUCUGUCCUUGGUAGACAUCUGUUUCACCUCUACAACCAUCCCCAAGAUGCUGCUAAACAUCCACACACAGAGCAAAGUCAUGACCUAUGAACACUGCAUCACCCAGAUUUACUUUUUGGUAAUCUUUUCAGUGUUGGGUAUGUUUCUCCUGACUGUGAUGGCCUAUGACCGCUAUGUGGCCAUCUGCCACCCCUUGCACUAUAUGGUCAUCAUGAACCCCUGGCUCUGUGGACUGCUGGUUCUGGUGUCCUGGAUCCUUAUUGUUCUUUUAUUUUAUUGUACAAUCCUAGGAGUGUACCUUAGCUCUGCUGCUACCCACAGCUCACAAUCAAGUGCAAUAGCCUCAGUGAUGUACACGGUGGUCACACCCAUGCUGAACCCCUUCAUUUACAGUCUGAGGAACAAAGACAUAAAGAGGUCCCUGAAAAGUUUCUUUGUGAAAGAAAUUAUAAAUGGACAAUUGUCAUAG